AUGAGGUUGGUGAGCAUUCUGGCUGCUGCUGCUGCUGCUGCUGCUGCGGUCGCAGCAGCAGAUCAUCUAGUUCUACCGCCACUGCCUUCUGGCUACAGUUCCCCCGCGCUGCCAAUUGGCCCUCCACAGGCCCCUCCGGCGUACAUGGUCAACAAUCAAGGAAACACUCACGGAGUGGCUCCUGAUGCUGGGACCAUGAACGGACCAAUUCUGACCGACAAGCAAAUGGAAAAUGUGGUCAAGGUUGAGAAUUCAACCCAACACCCUUCUAAGCGCGCAACAAGUACAUUCUGGAUGGACGGUAUAACCCAUGGCGAGAUGCCGCUCGCUGGAGAUGGAUAUCAGUUCUACCGUAAUGUUCAGGACUUUGGCGCCAUGGGAGAUGGUGUGACGGACGACACUGAAGCGAUUAACCGUGCGGUUUCGUAUUCCAGCUCGUCUAAUUCGACUGAAAGGUGUGGUCAGUCUUGCGGCUCGACUUCAGUCUAUGGUGCCCUUGUUUUCUUCCCACCAGGAACCUACCUCAUCAGCACUCCAAUUAUUCAGUAUUACUACACGCAGUUUGUAGGAGAUGCGACGGACAGACCAACCAUUAAGGGAAGUGCCAAUUUCACAGGCAUUGCUCUUAUCGACACCGACCCCUAUAUUCCAGGCGGAAACGGUGCAGAGUGGUACAUUAAUCAGAACCAGUUCUUCCGUCAAAUCCGCAACUUCAUCUUCGACAUGACCUCCAUGGCCUUUACCAAUUAUGAUGGAGACCAGGAAUAUAAUGCCACCGGUCUACAUUGGCAAGUGGCGCAGGCUACAUCCCUGCAGAACCUAGACUUCCAAAUGAGUGUCUCUACCGCAACAAACACAACGACCAUGGUGGGUAUCUUCAUGGAAAAUGGAUCAGGUGGCUUCCUCAGCGACUUGACUUUCUUUGGAGGCAAUAUCGGGUUCCGUGCGGGAAACCAGCAGUAUACUGCCCGAAAUCUGCAGUUCACAUCUUGUUUGACGGCCAUUUCCAUGAUCUGGGACUGGGGCUUCACCUGGCAAAACAUCUAUGUCUACUCUUGUUGGGUCGCAAUAGAUUGUACCAGCAUUGGUGGUAUUGAUUCCCAGGGCACUGGCUCCAUCAGCGUUCUAGAUUCUCAUUUCAACGGCGUGCCGUAUCCGAUUACUCUGCGCAAUGGAGGGCCAUACCCCAACAUCAUUCUCGACAAUCUGCUGGUCGAGAACUCUGCGGAUGUUGUGCUCGUUUCGGGAGGCGAGAUAAUUGUCGCUGGAUCUACUGAUGCUCUUUACUUCACUUCUUGGAACAUGGGGCGUCUCUACGAUUCCUUGAGUGGUGAUGGCCAGGACCACACUGGGUUUUUGAGUCCCACCCCAAACAAGCCCGCUAGUCUCCUCGACAGUUCCGGCCAAUAUUUUUCGCAGUCAAGACCUCAGUAUGAGACAUAUUUCAGCAGCGACUUUGUCGUGGCCACUUCAAAUGGCAUCUCAAAUGACGGGACUGGAGAUCAGACUGGUGCAAUCAAUACCCUUCUUUCCAGCUCGGUUGGCAAGCCUGUUUUCUUCCCUGCUGGAAUUUAUCAGGUCGAGUCGACAGUCAAAGUUCCAGUUGGCUCGAUCAUCGUUGGCGAGGGAUGGUCUCAAAUUAUGGGGACAGGAUCAUAUUUCGAGGAUGCUUCAAAUCCGCAGGUCAUGGUUCAAGUCGGUAAGGUUGGAGACUCUGGAGUAAUUCAAAUCUCCGAUAUGCUGUUCACUGUAAAGGGUGCUACCGCGGGAUGCAUCCUUAUGGAAUGGAAUGUGCACGAAAGCACACAGGGCAGCGCUGCCAUGUGGGACUCCCACUUCCGCGUGGGAGGAGCGGCAGGGUCCAACCUCCAGAUGGGAAACUGUCCAAAGGGUUCAGACAUCAACAUCGAUUGCAUUGCGGCAAGCAUGCUCCUCCAUCUCACUGAAAAAUCAUCGGGCUACUUUGAGAAUCUUUGGGUCUGGACGGCAGACCACGAUUUGGACGAGCCGGUAGGAAGCGCCAACACGACAACUGCGUCACAGCUCAAUAUUUUCACUGGUCGUGGUGUCCUCGUCGAAUCACAAGGACCAACUUGGUUUUACGGCACCUCUGUGGAGCACAGCGUGCUGUAUCAGCUCACCCUGUCGGGCGCAGAGGACAUCUUCAUUACCCAUGUUCAGACCGAGACACCCUAUUUCCAACCAAACCCAGAUGCAUCACAGCCCUUUGAUAUUUCUCGGAGUUGUGUCUCCGGUUCCAACUGUGAAGACGCGUGGGCUUUCCGCGUGCUCGAUUCAUCGGAUAUCCUGGUAUACACUGCAGGGUUUUACAGUUUCUUCAACGCCUUUGAGCAAACCUGUCUAAAUGACGAGUCGUGUCAGGAAAGACUUGUGGAGACCAGUUUCACGCAAGGGUUCUGGCUGUAUAACAUUUUCACGAUCGGCGCUGCGGAGGUCGUGAGCCCCAUGGGAGGCAUUCCACCCACCUUGCAGAGUGACGAUAACCAAAAUGGCUAUUCCACCGAAAUCAGUGCUUGGCUUGUUCUUGCCGAGGAUGGUGGUGAUCUCGGCGUUUCAUCUGGAAUCGAUGGAGAUACCGUCAUUGUAUACAUCGGUGACUUGGUUUGGGUUGAACCCAGCCCCAUUCUCCAGUGCUCCCCUCCAUGCAUUAUGGUGCUUCCCCCGUCGCCAGUACCCGCGCCCACUCCCGUCAAUUUCAGCCCCAUUCCUACAUCGAUCAAUCUCGGGGGAACUGUCAUCUCUGUAGUGACUCCAUCACCUGUGACUCCUUCCGAAAUUGGGUUCUUCCCUGUUACCAUUCCGUCAGGUGUAUAUAGCUCGGCCUUCAGUAUAGACUCGAGUCUUACACCGGGGCCCGUGGUGAUCAGCGGAGGAGGAACCACACAAAGCAUCACCUUCGACCCCACAACAGGCGCUGGGGGCGUAUCGGCUAAUGCUUCACUUGUGUACUACUCGCUUCCGACGACAAUAUAUACAUCUAACGGAGUGACCCAAACCUUCUCCGAGGCUCAAUUCACAGAGUGGGCGACCUUGCCAACAACUACUACCAUCACCACCUCGCUCAGCACGCGGGCUUCUACAUCAUCAGGCUCAUCUUCUUCGACGACAACUACAACUCUCUUGCCAGUGUGGAUCAAUAUUGGUGGCUUCUACUGGUCUCCAAUACCCCUGCCUGGACCAACUCCUUUCCCGAUUCCACGGCUCCCCGAGUUGCCCGAGAUCCCAGACCUGCCAUGUUUCAAGCUCUUCGACAUAUUCUCGAUCGACUGUCCUCCAGACAAAGGCAAACCCACAACGACAUACACUUCCGGUCCAGCCUCGCCAAGCUGCACCAAGUCCUGCGGAACAUACCGCACGAGUGACUCGACCUCUUCAAGCACGUCAUCAUGCACCACAACAACCUCAAUCGAAUGCACAUCCACGACAAUUUGCAACACGUACAUUGGAUGCGAGUGUCAAACCAAGACCGUGACCGACUAUUGGGUAUCCUGUGCCACGGAGAGCUGCACCACUACAAGUUCAAGCAUCGUAAGCGGCUGCGAUGUGACAGCCACGACCACGACCACGGGCAUCGCCUGCUUGACGGUAAGCUUGAAUCCGGACACCGACGACGAAGGUGAUGACGCCUAUUUUCCUGCCGUUGCCUCGGCGGUCAUUGUAACAAACCCCGAGUUUGUCUCGGUCGGCAGUUCAUCCUACGCAGUCUCUGGUGGAGAGAUAAUCGUGGGCGGAGGAGCCUACUCUGUUCUAUCUGUUACCGAAGCCGUGACCACGGAGAUUGAUGGAACUUCCGCUGUCAUCUACCCAUCUUCAACUGGAACGUCUUAUGAUGUGGCUGUGCCUGGUCUACUCGCUACCGGAUCGUCUGCAAGCUCAGCCUCCACAACUGCCCCAAUAACAACGACGACGUCAACAUCCGAGCCGUCCGCAACACGAAUCGCAGCAUUCAUGGUCUUCCAAGAGGACGUCAAUGGCGAAGGCAUCUUCCAAUGGUGGGUUGUAGACGAGUACACAAACAGCGUUACGGACGUCUGCGACGCGUCCGCUGACAUCGAGGUUGACUCGGACUCGGCACCUGGAGUUGACUUCAUUUACCCAGACACCACGAUCGGGCCUUUCACUAGCCAUGGCAUUGAAGGCUGUGUGUAUGUGGGUACCACUGAUGGGGCUACAGUCGGCAUGAUGACUUGUCCCGGGGUGGACUCGAUUGUUUGUGAGAAGGAUCCCCAGUAUAAUACGGACUUUGAAUGUUCGGGCACGGUUUUGACAUCUUGUGUGCGCUGUAUAUUCUGA
Penicillium daleae is the source of this 4314-nucleotide messenger RNA. RefSeq names its product glycoside hydrolase family 55 protein. The coding region runs from base 1 to 4314 and encodes 1437 amino acids. Lineage: Eukaryota; Fungi; Ascomycota; Eurotiomycetes; Eurotiales; Aspergillaceae. The transcript is spliced from 13 exons. The record is from RefSeq and is a predicted model, not a curated record.